This is a messenger RNA of Podarcis lilfordi (Lilford's wall lizard), 10695 nucleotides long. The record is from the annotation of a GenBank genome assembly. NCBI's taxonomy places the organism in Eukaryota, Metazoa, Chordata, Lepidosauria, Squamata, Lacertidae.
AUGUUCAAUGUUCAGGUAAGAAGGCGUCCAUAGUGCUGCCAAGGGCACGGAUGGGCUUCUUGUGGUGCCCGGCUGUGGUCAAGGCGAAUCAAGUGCCCAUGGUGCUACGUGCUGUACAGCGGCAGUGGUGACCACCAAAAGAAAGAGCUGCUUCAUGUGGCUUGUAGUUAAACUGUGGAACUCCCUGCCACAGGAGGCAGUGAUGGCCAAAUUUGUGGAGGAAUUGUGCUGGAGUUCUGCUUGUGGGUUUCCCAUUGGUGUAUCUGGUCGGCCACAGCGAGAACAAGAUGCUAAAUGGGCCAUUGGACUGACCAACAGGCCUCUUCUUAUUUUCUUAGAACGGUAUCUAAAAAAUCCCAGUCUUAUUGCUUUCCCAUUAUAUGUUAAACCAUCACUUGUAUUUACUUUAUUUAUAAUGUUAGUCUUCCUUUCCUUUUUAAUUUCCCCCCCAUACUACCUACUUUAUUUGCAAACUCUGUUUCAAAUAUUUUAAUUUCUGUUUCAUUUCUUGCAACGUUUAAAUAGCUUAGCCUUUCUUAUUUCCUUAAUGCCUCUUCGUGACCCCCUGGACCAGAGCACGCCAGGCACUCCUGUCUUCCACUGCCUCCCGCAGUUUGGUCAAACUCAUGCUGGCCGCUUUGAGGACACUAUCCCACCAUCUCGUCCUCUGUCGUCCCCUUCUCCUUGUGCCCUCCAUCUUUCCCAACAUCAGGGUCUUUUCCAGGGAGUCUUCUCUUCUCAUGAGGUGGCCAAAGUCUUGGAGCCUCAGCUUCACGAUCUGUCCUUCCAGUGAGCACUCAGGGCUGAUGUCCUUCACAAUGGAGAGGUUUGAUCUUCUUGCAGUCCAUGGGCCUCUCAAGAGUCUCCUCUAACACCAGAAUUCAAAAGCAUCCAUUCUUUGGCGAUCAGCCUUCUUUAUGGUCCAGCUCCCACUUCCAUACAUCACUACUGGGAAAACCAGAGCUUUAACUAUAUGGGCCUUUGUUGGCAAGGUGAUGUCUCUGCUUUUUAAGAUGCUGUUUUUUAAGAUAAAACACAGCAAAUAAUGGAACCCAAAGAACAAAACAAUAGCCCUCCUCCCCACAGAUCUUUUUAAAAGGCUGUAGGAUAUGAAUCAGCCCAAGGCCUUGUUGAACUGGUCACAUUUGGGGCAGAAGAGGCUGCCUUAUAUUGAAUCACACUGGGGGAUCCCUCACCCAGCUGUUGCCUCUUGCCUCUCCUGAACGCAAAGCAAAACUCCCUUACGUGAACUCUGAUAGAAAGGCGAAUUUUUGCUCGGAGCAUGAGAAGGGUUCGCUUCCUCCGAGAACGUCAGGACAGCCUGCAGGAUCAGACCCACCUCCUCCAGCAGAGCCUCUCUCUGUAUCGUGGUGACCAGACAGAUGUAUCUGGGAUGCACACAAGCAGAAUAGGUGCAAGGGAGUCUUCUCCCCAUUCACACUCCCCAGCGAAUGGUGCUCAGGGACAUCAUCUAGGGAUGUUGGAGAAUUUGGGAUGGCUUUGAAAGAGGACUGGACAAAGCAAAAACAGAAACGGAAAUGGAAAUUGCCAGCGUUCCCUUAUUCACCCCAGGUCUGGAACGGAAACCAAUGUGAUGUCUGUAUUUGGAAUUCACGACUUUUGUUGCUUUCAGUCUGCAAAUCUUACAUAAAGGAUUGCAUUUCCCACCCACCUCAAUCAGUAUUGUGCUCCCUUUUCAUACCGCCCCCUUUUUUAAGAAUAGCAACAUUGGACGGCCUUAUCAAGUCUAUCUGAGGACUGCAAUACCUCAAGGACCACCCCUUUCCGUAUGAACCUACUUGGACCCUGAGAUCAUCUUCUGAGACCCUCCUUCAUGUGCCUCCUCCUCAAGAGGUCCAGAGGGUGGCAACACGAGAACAGGGCCUUUUCUGCAGUGGCUCCCCAGGGAAGUGCACCUGGUGCCUUAAUUAUACACCUUUAGGCACCAGGCAAAAAUGUUCCUUUUUAAGCAGGCCUUUGGUUGAUCUGAUGGACAUCCUAUGCCCUAUUAAAAUGUGUUUUUUGUUGGAGGCAUAUUGGGUUGGUUUAUUUUUAUUUUUAUUAUGUAUUUUGUGGUUUUAUAUCUUGAUUUUAUUCUGUGAACCACCCUAAGACCCCCCUGGUAUAGGGCAGUAUAUAAAUUCUAAUAAUAAUAAUAAUAAUAAUAAUAAUAAUAAUAAUAAUCUCCCAACCGCCCCAUGGGGUUUCUUCAGAUAAUAUUUGCCAGCCAGAUAGGCAAGGUAUAAGUAAUAAAUAAGUAAUAAAUCAUUAUUUUCAUAUUAUUCUGAUGGUAAGAGCCAUUUGAUGUUACAAUGAACUUCCUUGCUGGGUGAUGGACUCUCCUUCCAUGGAGGUUUUUAAGCAGACAUUGGGUGCCCAUCUCUCAGGGAUUCUCUAGGCGUCGUUCCUGCACUGCAGGGGGUUGGACUAGAUGACCCCUGGGGGUCUCAAUUCUCUGAGAAGAUGAGACUUGGCAGGGCAAGUUCUCCCACGGCUCAGUCAUGGAGGGCAAAGAUGGAAUUCCCGUCAGAAAUAUUUUCUGUGGCGACGGGCGCAUGCGGAUGGUGUCUCUGCCUGACCCGUUGGUGACAUUCUGUCGACUGGCUGAGAACGAGGGCUUCUGGUUUGUUGAGAAUCUCCCCCCAGUCGCGGCUGCCGGACUUGUCCUGCGCCAGGAAGCCUCCCUUCUCCUCCUCCUCCGAUUGUUCGGCGUGCCACCUUGCCGCCAGAGACCGUUAAUUCUAUUUAAUGGCUAAUUAAACGCUAAUUCAUGCUGCAUUUGGAACAGGAUUAAGGUCGGCGGGGGUGGAAGCCAGCAAAGAAACGGGAAGCUCUCACAGUGGCCAUAAUUAUCGAUAAUGAGCUCUGGGCUGUAAUUUUAUUAAUUAAAAGGGGAGAGAAGAGGCAAUAUCCUCUGGAGCUGUUCUCCGUCAGAAAGAGCGCUGGUGCCGGGAAGAGGUUUAAUGACCUUUUUGGAUGGUCCUGGGUCUUGAUCUUCAUCCCCAGAUGAAGUGGGGGGGGGGCAAAGGAGCUGGGGUUUUUUUGGGGGGGGCAGAAGAUGCCGCACCACCUCCUAUUCCCUCUAACGCUGAAAACACACCCCAAGACACAGAGGUUUUCCCCAAAAACAGUGUAAUUUCCAAGCCAGAUGCAGCUUUAAUUCUAGCCAAGCAAUAAUGAUUUGUCUUUACAACAACAUAAACCGAUUUGAUGUGCAAAGUGGUUUCUCUGUGUUAUUCUGCCUCCCUGCGACCGAGAUAACAUCCAUGGGUCUCCUGUUUUUCCUACAUUUGCUAUUGACCAAAUGCAUCCAGUACUGAUGCAUUAGUAUAAUUCCCCAGAAAGCAGGGUUAAAGUCCCCCGAGGGUAGGUUUCAUUUUAGAAUUCUUCUUUAUAUAUAAUUUUUAUGGAGUUUUCAAUUUUACAUUUCAAAAGAAACAUUUUGCGAACUUCAAAAUAUCCAGUGACUUCCCUUCUUCUCCUUCCAUGGUUCAUUUUAAGUAUCGUACAUUCCUGAAUAUUUUACUGUAACCAUUCAAAUCAGUUUUCCACUUUUACAUCCAUCAAAAAUCAUUUACUCCGUUGAAUUGAUCUUACUGCUGCCAGCGUUUUCAGGUGUAUACAGUUAUUUUCCAGAUAUUCAAUAAAUGUAUUCUACUCUACUUUAAAUAUAUGUUCUUCUUGCUCUCUUAUUCUAUGUGUUGAAUCUGCAAGUUCUUCAUAUUCUGUCAUUUUAAGUUGCCAAUCCUCCUUAGUUGGGGCUAACCAAACACGAGCCGCAGUUGUUGCAUACAUAACUAACCUUUUCUGACACCUAGGAAUGUCUGUCCAGGUUAUUCCCAACAGGAAGGUCUCUGGUUUUGGGGGGAAAGUAGUUUCAAACAUGUUUUUCAAUUCAUUAUAAAUCAUUUCCAAUAUACUUUUACCUUUUUUCAUGUCCACAUGUGAAAAAAGGCUCCCUCUUCUUCUUUACACUUCCAACCAUAGCUGUCAACUUACAGAUUUGAAAAUAAGGGACCAGCAGCCUCGAAAAUAAGGGAUCAGCAGCAAUAAUAAGGGAUUUUUGGAGCGCGGGUAUGUUCAACUUCUGAGCCCCUCCGAGCCAAAGGCAGAAAGCCCAGCCAGCAGCCAAAGGAAGCCUCAAGCGGUGGUUCCCACAGCGCAGCAACCCGGCAAAGGGAUGCAGUAGGAAACCACCAUCACCUCCGCUGGGAGCGCUGGCAAGGCGAGUCCCCAGGCAACUCGGCCGAUUUGAUUGGCACAAGGCAUGCAGCUCCACCCCAGUCGUUCUAGACUCCUGCUGGCUGAGCAAUGCAGCCAAGCAACACAGUUGGAGCUCCUCCUCCUGGCCGGCAGGGAGGGAGGAAGGAGCUGCUUCCUUUGACACCCGGGAAAUAUAGGGACAUCAUCAAUAAGGGACAGCAGCGGGACACGGCGCUGGGAUAAGGGACUUUCCCACCAAAUAAGGGACGGUUGACAGCUAUGCUUCCAACACAUAUCUGAUUCUGUUUCAUAAAUCUUAGCCAACCUACUCGGAGUUUGGUACCAUCUAUGAAUCAUUUUCAAAUACCGUAUUUUUUGCUCUAUAAGACUCACUUUUUCCCUCCUAAAAAGUAAGGGGAAAUGGGUGUGCGUCUUAUGGAGUGAAUGUAGGCUGCGCAGCUCCCAGAGUCAGAACAGCAAGAGGAUUGCUGCCACUGCGCAGCGAUCCCUCUUGCUGUUCUGGCUUCGAGAUUCAGAAUAUUUUUUUUUCUUGUUCUCUUCCUCCAAAAACUAGGUGCGUCUUAUGGUCUGGUGCGUCUUAUAGAGCGAAAAAUACGGUAAUUCUCUUUCAGUGAAUAACUUGCAGUAAAUUUCAGGGCGCUUUCCCAAAGUUUCUCCAAGAGGUUAAGAUCUAUAUUGUGUCCUUAUAUCUAUUGUCCAGUGUUUUGUUGUAGCUUUAACUAGCUCGUCUUUUGUUUCCCAUUCUGAUAAAAAAAUUAAACAUUUUAGACAGAAGGUAAUCCUUAUUUUGUUUCUUUUUCAAAUUGGGAGCUUUGGUCCAGAAAUCCAUUCUUUCUAUCUCAUUUAAACAUGUCGUAUAUCUGGUGAAAUUGCAACCAAUCUGUAACUUGGCUCCUUAAGUUUUCCAUUGAUUUCAGUCUGGGUUACCCCCCACCCACUGUAAAAUCCAGCAGAUCCCUGUAAAUUGCCCAUUGUCUGUCCAUAUUAACUUUUAAUUGUAAUUGUUUCAUUGGGAGAUGCCUGUUGUCUUUGUCCAUGGAGUUUUCUUGGCAGGGAUACUGGAGGGGCUUGCCGGUUCCUCCUCCAGGUGGAUCACGUUUGGUCAAAACUCUCCACUAUGACCUGUCCAUCUUGGGUGGCCCUGCACGGCAUAGCUCAUAGCUUCUCUGAGUUAUUCAAGCCCCUUCACCAUGGCAAGGCAGUGAUCCAUGAAGGGGUAUCUCAUUGAGAGAUAGCCAUAAAGGUGUUUUUUUUCUUUCCAGCCGAUUUUUAUAUUUCUCCCAGUCUCUAUACAGAUUCUUCCUAAGAAUGUGGUUCAAAAAACUCUUAUGGAUUUUAGCCUUCCCAUACCAAAGACAUGCAUGCCAACUGAAUUUUAAUUUAUGACCUUCUAAAUCUAAAAUGUCCGCAUUGUCCAAUACUAUCCAUUCUUUCAACCAACACAAACAAGCUGCCUCAUAAUACAAUUGCAGAUCUGGCAGGACGUAGCCUUCUCUUUCGUUUGUAUCUAUCAUAACUUUAUGUUUAAUUCUUGGCUUUCCCCCCUGCCAGAUGAAUUUAGAGAUAUCUUUUUUUCCCCAUUCUUUGAAUCAGCUUAAAUUAUUUACAAUUGGGAUUGAUUAGAUUAAAAACAGCAUCCUGGGAAGUAUAUUUGUUUUAAAGGCUGACAUUCUACCUAAUAUGUCAUGUUUUUGAUGAACAUUUUGGUUUUAUGAGAGUUUAUUUUGAAGCCUGUCACUUCUCCAAACCUUUUAUUUUUUUCUAAUGCUUUGGGAAUGCUCUUCAAAGGCUGUUCUAGUGUCAGCACCAUAUCGUCAGCAAAUGCCCUUAAUUUAUAGACUUUACACCUCACCUCAAUACUUUUAAUUUCCCUGUUUCGCCUUAUCUUAUGAAGCAGUAUUUCUAACAUCAUAAUCAGGGGUCAGCAAGGUUUAUCUUACCUGGGCCGGAUCGGUCCCGUGGAGAUCAUGAGCAUGUGUGCCUGCAAUUUCUGGCGUCUGUGCAGAUGUGAUUUCCGGCACCGCAGAAGCGAGUCCCCGCGCUGCCCUGCACUGCUUUAGCGUAGCGCGCGAGCCGGCUCCUUGGUUUGGGGGCGGCUCGUGGGCCAGUCAAACGACCUCCGCAGGCCGCUUCCGGCCCAUGGGCCUUAGGUUGCUGACCCCUGGUCACAAAAAACAACAGAGGAGACAAGGGACCACCUUGUCUCAUUCUUUUUUCCAUUUGGUGUUUGUCUGAAAGAAUGCUCUUUAUUAAUAUAUUUGCAGGUUGAUCAAUAUAGAUUGCUUUAAUUCCUGCUAGGAAAGAAUGACUUAUUUCCAUUUUCUCUAAAACCUUGAUUAUAAAUGACCAUGAAAUAUUAUCAAAAGCUGCAUAUUUGCGUGCUGAGAAGGAGGCUGGGGGGGGGGAGUGAGGCAUGGGGCCCGCUGCCCUUUAAAAAUGGGGUCACAAAUCCCUCUUGAGUCAACUCUGAGAACGUACCCAAGUCGCCCUGCUAACCAGGAGAGCAGCGAUUCCUCUCGAUUGAGCCGGGCCUGAAAUGCCAUUGGAUGAGAAGCCCAAGAGGAGCUUUGCUUCCAGACUGCUUCCUUCCUUACUCUGCUAUCCUUGUUUUUUUUCAAUAAUUUAUUAUUAUUGGGGAAUUAUAUAACCCAUCAGUGUCUUGACAGCGGUUGUAAAUUGAUGCUUUGUUGCCUGAGAUCCAAAGGGCCUUGGUGGAACUGCUGGGCAAGGGGAGCGCCCCCCCAACUUCUCCCCCCUGCUGCCAAGAGCACCUUCUGUUACCACCCAAUAAGCCAGAUUUCAAGGUGCUCAGAUGAAGCCUUUGGCGCAGAACAAAGCCCCCAUCUCCUUGCAGAGCAAAAUGGGGACGUGCUUUUGACACCCCUGUUCUCCACUGUGCAUGAGUGAGGUGGGCUGUAACGCGAUAGCAGAGGAUCUGCUUUGAAUGCAGAACGACCCAGGUUGAGCCCCCUGCAUAUCCAGGGAAUGCCCCCUGCCUGGGGGGGGGGCAGUCAGUGUAGACAACACAUAGCUCAAUCAAUGGCCUGGUCUGGUACGAGGCAGCUUCCAUCGCCACCCUUCAAAUUGCUGAAGGCUUUGCAGAAUCACACCCAGCGAUUCCGCCCCAGAACACACUGUAACCCCAUCCCUUGAGAGACGCGUCUGAAUUCUUAAGCUGGGGAAAGGCGGAGAUCUGUGGCAGAGUUAUCUCCCUGACAUUCAGAAGGUCCUGGGUUCAAAUCCUGACCUCUCCAGGUAGAGUUGGGAUCAUCUCUUGCCUGAGUCCCUGGAGAGUCUCUGCCAGCCCAGUGUGGACAAUACUGCAGCAUUUUUUCCUGGUUGUUCUCAGGUUGUUGGUGAGACGUCGCCAUUCUUAUCACCUUCUCCUAGAUUGUUUCCAAAUUCUUUGGAUUCCAAGUUGUUUUUAUCACAGAGGCACUGUCGUUGUUAUCAUCAUCAUCAUCAUCAUCAUCAUCAUCUAUUAUUUAUACCCUGCCCAUCUGGCUGGGUUUCCCCAGCCACUCUGGGUGGCUAACAACAGAAUUAAAAGCACAAUAAAACAUCACACAUUAAAAACUUCCCUAUACAGGGCUGCCUUCAGGUGUCUUCUAAAAGUCUGGUAGUUGUUGUUCUCUUUGACAUCUGCUGGGAGGGCGUUCCACAGGGCGGGUGCCACUACCGAGAAGGCCCUCUGCCUGGUUCCCUGUAACUUGGCUUCUUGCAGGGAACUGCCAGAAGGCCCUCAGAGCUGGACCUCAGUGUCCAGGCAGAAUGAUGGAGGUGGAGAUGCUCCUUCAGGUAUACAGGACCGGAGCCAUUUAGGGCUUUAUAGGUCAGCACCAACACUUAGAAUUAUGCCCAGAAACGUACUGGGAGCCAAUGUAGGUCUUUCAGGACUGGUGUUAUGUGGUCUCAGUGACCGCUCCCAGUCACCAGUCUAGCUGCCACAUUCUGGAUUAGUUGUAGUUUCCGGGUCACCUUCCAAGGUAUCCCCACACAGAGUGCAUUGUGGUAGUCCAAGCGAGAGAUAACUAGAGCAUGCACUACUCUGGUCAGACAGUCUGCGGGCAGGGAGGGUCUCAUCAUGCGUACCAGAUGGAGCUGGUACACAGCUGCCCUGGAACACAGAGUUGACCUGUGCCUCCAUGGACAGCUGUGAGUCCAAAAUGACUCCCAGGCUGCGCACCUGGUCCUUCAGGGGCCCAGUUACCCCAUUCAGAACCAGGGAGUCCCCCAAACCUGCCUUCCCCCUGUCCCCCCAAAACAGUACUUCUGUCUUGUCAGGAUUCAACCUCAACAUAAUUUGUCAACAUAAUUUGUAUUACAUUUUUUCCUGAUUUUCCCCAUUCUCUCUCUCUCUGAAGCACCCAUUUCAGAGGCGUCAUUAUUAUCGCCACCUUCCCUCCUUCCAGGCCCACAGCAAGGAUGGUUGUUUGAGGACAGGGGUGGCAAGCACAGUGCAAAGGCAGAAACACUACAGUUCCUCAUAUAUAUCUAAUCUUGACAUAGGUGAAUGAAGAGUUGUUGUUUUUGUUUAGUAGUUUAGUCGUGUCUGACUCUUCAUGACCCCAUGGACCAGAGCAUGCCAGGCACUCCUGUCUUCCACUGCCUCCUGCAGUUUGGUCAAACUCAUGCUGGUAGCUUCAAGAACCCUGUCCCAGCCAUCUGGAUACCUCUGCUCGUCCUGGCUUCUCCUUGUGCCGCUCGCAGCCUCUUCCCAACAUCAGGGUCUUUCCCAGGAGUCUUCUCUUGUCAUGAGGUGGCCACAGUGUGGGAGGCUCAGGGUCAGGAUCUGUCCUUCCAGUGAGCACUCUGGGCUGCACUUCUCCUUCAGAAUGGAGAGGUUGGAUCUUCUUGCAGUCCAUGGGACUCUCAAGAUUCUCCUCCAGCACCAUAAUUCAAAGCAUCAAUUCUUCGGUGAUCAGCCUUCUUUAUGGUCCGGUGAAUGAAGAGAACUCCCCCCAAAUGGGCUGUUCAGAAGACCCCACAGGCCAUAAAUUCACCUCUGACUCCACCUGUCUCCACCCUUAAUGCCAAAUUCCUUCAUUUCUUUGUGUGUUCCUUCCCUCUUCGUCUAGGUCAGCGCUGGCGGCAAGACCCUGGAGGAGAGGCGUUCCAGUCUGGACGCGGAAAUCGACUCCUUGACCAGCAUCUUGGCUGACUUGGAGAACAGCUCGCCUUACAAGCCGCGGACGCAACAGGUCAGAGUUGGGGAGAGAUGGCAGAGGGACACAGGGCCCAGGGGCCACACUCAGCCUCUUCUCUCGGACGGGGGCUUGAGUUGGGGCCGUACAUUGUCACAUGCUGCCUGUUGCAUUCAAAACAGACUGUGAAAAAGUGACAAGGUAUUUUUUUAUUUUUCAUCAAUACCGCGUAGAGCAGCACGCUGGUUCCUACCACAUCAGUGUUCCGUGCCUCUAUUCUGUUAGCAAACUGCCUUGAGAACGAUGCAAGCCACUAGUGAAUCCCUCCCCUUUUAGCAGGUGAAAGACAAGCUUUCCUUGGAGGUUUUUAAGCAGAAGUUGGGUGGCUCAUUGCCGCGGGUGCUUAGUAAUAAUAAUAAUAAUAAUAAUAAUAAUAAUAAUAAAUAAUUUUAUUUAUAUCCCACCCUUCCUGGUUCAAAAACCGGGCUCAGGGCAGCUUACAACAAAUUUAAAACACUUAAUUGAUGCAACAAAAAACAGCAUAAAAUACAGUAUAAAACAUGGAUAACAAUAAAUUCAGAAUUCAAAAAUCAAUUUGGGGGAGGGGGAAUUCAUCCAAUAAACAUUAGAUGAUCACCAGGGCUAGCUGGCUAAAUUAGUCCUAUUUGGGCCAGCGAGGAGACCAGGGAAGAACCAGUUGUGGGAUCCCAGAGCAGGGAAUCUUCAUAAAAAGGGGAGGGGGAGGGAAGGAAGGGGAAUAAAAGAUCAGGCUAAGUUCAAAUUGAAAGCCAGGUGGAAUAGCUCUGUCUUACAGGCCCUGUAGAAGGAGGUUAAAUCCUGCAGGGCCCUGGCCUCAUGGGACAGAGCAUGCCACCAGGUCGGAGCCACCACUGAGAAGGUCCUGGCCCUGGUGGAGGAUAGCCUGACUUCCUUAGGGCCCGGGACCUCUAAACUAUGAUUAUUCAUGAACCUUAAGGUCCUCUGUGGGGCAGACCAGGAGAGGUGGUCCCGUAAAUACGAGGGCCCUAAGCCACAAAGGGCUUUAGCUGAGAUUCCUGCAUUGCAAGGGGUUGGACUAGAUGUCCUUCGGGGUCCCUUCCCACUCUCAGAUUCUAUGAUUCUGUGAAUGCUUGCAGGCCAGGGUGAUGGUAGCAGGCGCAGCCUUGCUUUCCCCUCCACAUUUAAGUGCUAUGCACGGAGCUUCUGCACCGAUACCUGUGAAGAGAAACCAGGCAAUUUGCUUAAAAAGAAGAAGCAACAGCCUCUCUUGGUCGCUGUGCCAGAGAAUCUUUCCCUUCUGACUGCCGCUGUCGCUCCUGCGAUCUGA